Zootermopsis nevadensis is the source of this 1266-nucleotide messenger RNA. RefSeq lists its product as uncharacterized. The record is from RefSeq and is a predicted model, not a curated record. NCBI's taxonomy places the organism in Eukaryota, Metazoa, Arthropoda, Insecta, Blattodea, Termopsidae.
UAUAAACUACACCGAAACGUUGUGUCUUACUGCAGAGGUUUCGUCGAAAUAUCAUUUAAAAUCGAGAGGUUACCUUAUUCUAAGAUUACACGUCAUUACCAGUCUAACAUCAUUUAAGCCACGAAUUUUGGUAAAACAGUUGCCCUGUUUAUUGUUUAAGAAAUACAUUGAAUUUUGAAUGUUAUUUCGGUGAACAUUCUCCACAGGGAUAUCAAGUUCAUUAUCAUUUAAUUAUCUUCUUCGGGUUCAACAAUGUUUUAAAGAGUAACUAACACGAUCAGUACCUGCCCUUUAAGCUGUAAAGUGUUGGUAGGGACAGGUGUAAACAUUCGUGAGUAAGGCCGUCGUCUGCAAAGUUAUUGUGUGUGCGAGCAGAUGUUCGUUCCUGCCUUCUGCAAGCAGGAGAACGCGCUGUUAAAGUUUCUUCGACCGAAGAACGCGAGAGGAUAUUGGUGUACAUCGGCAGUAAAAUAGGAACAAAUGAUCGCUUGAAUGGAUUAUUACUGAAUCACAUUUCUGCAUGGCGGGAUGUUUGAGCUGUGGAGGAGGAGGUAACAUUUCUCCAGAAAGUGUCAGGAGAUGGACAGAGAAACUAUCGAAUGUGUUACUCAGUUCAAUAGCAAGGCAGAAACUUCAUGACUAUCUUGAAUCUAGGGACUUGGAACAAGGACAAAGACUACUGGAAUUCUGGGAGAAAUGUAAUACAUUCCUGAUUCAAGCUGAGAAAUCAAAGCACCUCAACCUGGAAUGGAGCCGAGAUACUCCAGAGAAGAGAGCAAGGUCCCCUACGGGUCUUGGAUCAAUCCAAAGGCAUUGCAAAACAACACUGAAGCAAGAGGCGCAGUUCAUUCUAAAGUUUGCAGAUUCUGAUAUUAACUUUGAUCAGGCACAGAUGCAAGCUUUAUACACUGCGAUCGAGAGUGAGGACAAUCAUACAAUAAUGCGGGCUAUAUCAGAGGCCAAACAGAAAUCAGCUGAAAUGCUGGAAGAAGAAGGAUACCACGAGUUCUGCCGAUACCUGCUUAAGGGACAAGGGUUAUUGAAAGAAGGAGACUAAAAUGUUUUAAAUGUCGUAAAACGGGGAAGGAAGAUAAGCUAUGAUUAUAGAGACCAGAACAAUUAAGUAUGCAGCAAUGAAUGAAUAGAAUGAACAGAUUAACCUGAGUUUUGUGACAUUUCAUAAAACUUCCUGCAAUGUGAAGCCACAGCAUUCUUUCCUGUUUAAGAAAUAUUUGUAAUAAAGUGCUUUAUUAAUUUUUUAAUGUU